AUGGCUUGGGGGGCUCUGCUUCUGCUGCUGCCUGGCCUGCUGCUGCUCCUGGCACAGAAGCCAGCAGCACAGCACAAACUGGAGGGCGAGGCCAUCUACGUGAUCUGCCCUUACUCGGCUGACCAGCACGGGAAGGAGAAAGUCUGGUGUAGGCAAGCAGGGCCGAACACCUGCCUCAUAUUGGCCACUUCCCAGGGCUGGGUGGGGAGCUCCCAGUGUUACCUGUGGGAUGAUCCAGGCUCUGCCCAGUUCACCGUGAUGAUGACCGAGCUCAAGGCGGAGGACUCGGGAUUCUACUUUUGUGGCUUCUUUGAGUAUUCCAAGGUCGUCGUCCUCGGAACCAUCCAGCUCGAGGUGUCGGCAGCUCCAGCUCCACAUACCCCCAGGAGCAACGGGACGUCAACGGACCCUGUCAUUGCCAGGUACUGCCGCCCCUCCCCCAUCCUCUGA
Molecule: messenger RNA, 450 nt
Organism: Lepus europaeus (European hare)
Lineage: Eukaryota; Metazoa; Chordata; Mammalia; Lagomorpha; Leporidae
Gene: TREML4
Product: triggering receptor expressed on myeloid cells like 4
Exons: 3
Coding region: 1-450 (149 amino acids)
Cellular component (GO): cell surface
Molecular function (GO): signaling receptor activity
Source: RefSeq, a predicted model, not a curated record